AUGCGUUCCUUCACCACUUUGUUUCUGGCCCUCGCCAGCUUCGUCCUGGCCGUGCAAGCGGCCUAUUGGAUGGAAUCAAUCCCCCACCAGGGUCUCGCUCCAUAUGCUGGAAGUGGAUAUUCUGUGUUCAGGAACGUGAAGGACUAUGGCGCCCGCGGUGACGGUGUUACGGACGACACAGCUGCCAUCAAUGCCGCUAUCACGGCUGGCGGGAACCGUUGUGGGAAAGGAUGUGCUUCUUCUACUAUCACACCGGCGGUGGUUUACUUCCCAGCCGGAACAUAUCUCAUCUCUUCUUCCAUCAUCCCUUAUUACUUUACCAUGCUCAUCGGUGAUGCCACCAGUCCUCCGACACUCAAAGCCACUGCCAACUUCGCAGGGUUUGGUUUGAUUGAUGGCAACCCCUACUGGUCGUCGGAUCUAAAUUGGGUCUCCGUAAACAACUUUUACCGCCAGAUUCGUAACCUUGUCAUCGACACGACGAAUGUUGCCCCGGGGACAGCCUGCACUGGUAUCCACUGGCCAACUUCUCAGGCUACAAGUCUGCAAAAUGUAGUUUUCAACAUGCCCACGGCCUCCGGCGUUGUGCAUGUUGGUCUGUUCAUCGAGUCCGGAAGUGGUGGGUUCUUGUCCGACCUCACCUUCAAUGGCGGUGCGACAGGUGCUUCCAUGGGUAACCAACAGUACACUAUGCGAAACCUGGUCUUCAACAACUGUGGCACUGCAAUCAUUAUGCUCUGGGAUUGGGACUGGACCUUUCAGGGUAUAACCGUCAACAAUUGUGGAACCGGUAUCGACAUGUCAGCUGGUGGAUCGUCUGGCCAGCAGGUCGGCUCCAUCAUCGUGAUCGACAGCACCUUUACGAACGUCCCUGUCGGUAUUCUCACCGCAUACACGGCUUCAGCGACUCCUGACACCGCGGGCAGUCUUAUUUUGGAGAAUAUCAACCUCUCCAAUGUCCCGGUCGUGGUGAGUUCGAGCGGAUCCACUGUCCUGGCCGGCACAACCGGGACGACCACAGUCGCUGCUUGGGGCCAGGGCCACAGCUACACUUUGACCUCGGGCCCGACCGACUUCCAAGGCAUCAUCGCCCCGAACUCACGGCCCGCAACGCUCCUGGGAUCUGGAAAUAAGUACUACACUCAGGCGAAGCCACAGUACGAGUCACUCAGCGCGAGCUCCUUCGUCAGCGUUCGUAGCUCGGGCGCCGUAGGCAACGGCGCGACCGACGACACUGCCGCACUGCAGAGCGCCAUCAACACGGCUGCGGCUGCGGGCAAGGUAGUGUACAUCGACUAUGGCUUGUACCUGAUCACCAGCACGCUCAGCAUCCCGCCCGGCUCGAAGAUCGUGGGCGAGUCUUGGCCCGUUAUCAUGGCCUCGGGCAGCUAUUUCUCCAACAUCAACGCACCGCAGGUAGCCGUGCAGAUCGGCACGAGCGGCCAGGCCGGGUCCGUCGCGCUCAGCGACUUCAUCGUCAGCGGCAAAGGCGCGGUGCCCGGCGCGAUCUUGAUCGAGUAUAACCUCGCCAGUCCCGCGGGUAGCCCGAGUGGUCUUUGGGAUGUGCACACGCGUAUUGGUGGGUACACGGGUUCGGAUUUGCAGGUUGCGCAGUGCAAUAAGACUCCUGGGUCUUCCAGUAUCAACAAUGCGUGUAUUGGCGCUUAUAUGAGCAUGCACGUCACCAAGACGAGCAGUGGGUUGUACAUGGAGAAUGUGUGGCUUUGGACCGCCGACCACGACAUCGACGACGCGUCCAACACGCAGACCAACAUCUACGCAGGACGCGGGUUGCUGAUCGAAUCGACAGCCGGGCCCGUGUGGCUCGUCGGCACGGCAGUGGAGCACCACACGCUGUACAACUACCAGCUCUCGGGCACCACAAACGUCUACGCGUCGCAGCUGCAGACCGAGACGCCCUACUUCCAGCCGACCCCCAACUCGCUGUCACCGUUCGCUCCCAACUCGGCCCUCGGCGAUCCGACCUUCGACUGCACUGGCGUCAGCGGCAACUGCGCCAUGGCGUGGGGCCUGCGGAUCGUUGGGUCGUCUGCCGUAUUCCUGUACGGCGCGAAUCAUUAUUCUUUCUUCGAUGAGUACUCUACGACGUGCUCGACCUUCUCAGCCGGCCAGACCUGCCAGGCGCGCAUCGUCGGCCUCCAAGGCACCAACAGCAACAUCAACGUCUACAACCUCAACACAAUCGGGUCUGUCAGCAUGCUGGACAACUCGGGCACAACGGUGGCAGGAUUCGCGGCCAAUGAGAACGUCUACCCAAGUACUAUCGCUCUGUUCAGGACCGGUUAA
Diaporthe amygdali is the source of this 2307-nucleotide messenger RNA. RefSeq names its product glucanbeta-glucosidase. The record is from RefSeq and is a predicted model, not a curated record. The transcript has 6 exons. Lineage: Eukaryota; Fungi; Ascomycota; Sordariomycetes; Diaporthales; Diaporthaceae. Gene Ontology annotation, molecular function: polygalacturonase activity. Bases 1 to 2307 code for a protein of 768 amino acids.